Prunus mume (Japanese apricot) is the source of this 1761-nucleotide messenger RNA. Its product is annotated as Transducin/WD40 repeat-like superfamily protein. The record is from RefSeq and is a predicted model, not a curated record. Gene Ontology annotation, biological process: ribosomal large subunit biogenesis. Gene Ontology annotation, molecular function: protein binding. Lineage: Eukaryota; Viridiplantae; Streptophyta; Magnoliopsida; Rosales; Rosaceae. Gene Ontology annotation, cellular component: preribosome, large subunit precursor; nucleolus.
AAAAAAAACGUUGAGGGUUAGGGUUUAAGGGGUUUCUCUCUUUCUCAAACUCUGUGACUGAGUUGAAGCAGAGAGUAAAACAUGCCUCGUACGACUACACUCGAUUGUCCUGGUUGCCCUCCACUUCGAGCUCUAACCUUCGACGAGCUUGGUCUCAUAAAAGUUAUUGAAGCUCGAGGUAAGCAAGGAAGAGCAGAACCUAAGGUGGUUGAGAGGUGGGGCGACCCGGAUUCCUCUAAAUGCGUGCUCGCCGCCUCUAUCGAUGACCGAAAAUCAGACCCAUUACUAGCUGUUGCAAGAAGAAAUGGCAUGGUUGAAGUUCUUAAUCCUCUUAAUGGGGAUCUCCGUUUCGCAGUCUCCAAUGCCAGUAUUAAUGGCGUUCAGUCUGAAGAUGACCCCGUUGCUGGAUUGCAUUUAUUUGCCAAAAAGAAGUCGGAAUUGGCUUCUAGGUCUUGCACUUUGCUUACGUGUACAACAAAUGGAAAUGCAAGCAUAAGAUCCUUUGAAGUGAAUAAACCAGCCGCUGAUGUUGCUUCUACUGGGUCUUCAAGAACGUGGAUUGUAGGUGGCGGCGGCAGUAUCUUAUGUUCUAAAGUGGAUGGAAGUGAAAACUAUUUUUUAUUUGGAGGGAAGCGUGUUGAGAUGAAUGUCUGGGAUCUUGACAGCUGUGCCAAGAUUUGGACAGCAAAACCUCCUCCUAAAAACAGCCUUGGUAUCUUUACCCCAACUUGGUUCACAUCUGCCACAUUUUUGAGUAAAGAUGAUCAUCGUAAAUUUGUGGCUGGCACCAACAGCCAUGAGGUUCGUCUUUAUGACAUUUCUGCUCAGCGAAGACCUGUCAUAUCAUUUGAUUUUCGGGAGACUGCUAUUAAAUCUGUUGCUGAAGAUCUAGAUGGCUAUACCAUCUACGUAGGGAAUGGAUCUGGUGACCUCGCUUCUUUUGACAUACGCACAGGUAAAUUGUUAGGUUGCUUUUUGGGGAAGUGUUCAGGUAGUAUAAGAUCCAUAGCAAGGCACCCUGAGUUUCCAGUGAUAGCAUCAUGUGGAUUGGAUAGCUAUCUACGGCUUUGGAAUGUGAAGACGCGGCAACUACUUUCUGCUGUUCACCUGAAGCAGCAUCUGACAAACGUUCUUUUUGAUUCCAAUUUUGCUGAUGAAGAAGCAGAAAUUGCCCAUUCUGCAGCAGAUUGGCCGCUGCAUGAAGAGAGAGACGAGGGCGAAACACCACCUUUGAAAAGGAAGAAAUCAAAGGAAAAGAAAGGAAUCAAGAAGGAAGCUGAAGCAAAAAGUGGAAACAAGGACGAUGAGAGAGAUGAGCCGCUGCAUGAAGAUGAGAGAGAUGAGAGCGAAACACCACCUGUGAAAAGGAAGAAAUCAAAGGAAAAGAAAGGAAUCAAGAAGGAAGCUGAAGCAAAAAGUGGAAACAAGGAAUCUUCUGAAGAAUAUGGAGGCAAGAAGGUGAAAUCCAAGAAAAGUAGCAAAAGAUUAGAAAUGUGAAGAUCUCGCAGAUAUAUCGUGAUCCUGAUGGCGCCAAAGUAUGGAGCAUUUAUAUGCUUGUGUAACAGGGGAGGGGGUGGUGCCAAACAUGCCAAGGGUGAAAGGCAAUUGCUGCCCGACAAAUUUUUGAUAAAAGAAAAAAAAAAAAACAUUAGCAAUAUUGUAAAUUGGUUUCUCUUGGCCCUAUGGAGCAAGGAAAUCGGUGAAAUAGUUGUUUAAUCAGAUUGGAGUUUGGACUUGAAAUGCGAUUUACCUUUCGUACAA